UGGAGACAGCCGGGCGCGGCGCUGCUGGCAGUAUUGUCUGGUUGAUUAUUUUGGUUCACGGAGUGAGGGAAUUUGUCUGGCUGUAGCAUUACCUGCUGACUUAACUGUAGCUUGGAGCGAGAUGUGAACCUGGUGCAGGCGGUGGUGCAGGGCGUGUGCGAGCGAGUGUAGUGCCCCUGCAGGGCCCCCAUGGCCUCCAGGGUGCCUGGGAGUGCCAGAGACUAGUGGCUCCGUGAACUUUGAUCUCCUCGAAGGCAUUCCAGCGAGAUUUCCUCUUGGUCAAGACUUGGCAGUUGAAGAUGAUAUUGCACUUUAUCGGAAGGCUUUUAAAAUUGUUUGACUUUAUGAUAAUAGUGUGGGUGCUCGAGUGUACUAAAGAUUAUGAUUCCUUGAGCAGCAUAUAUUACCACCAUGAAAAUCUAUUUCGUUAGUUUCAAAUAUUUGGAAAAAUGUAAGCACUGAGAUUGAAACAAUGUAUAUAAGGUAUAAAAGUUGUGGAAUAUAUAUACUGCAGUAUCCUAUGCUCACACAUCACUGUGAAAAAUUUAUCGGCAGGUUAGCACUGGAAAGUUAGACCUGCUGAAACAUUACAUUGAGUUUUAGAAAUACAGUAGUUCUGUGCACGGUAAGGCUGGCAUCAACAACUUGCUGUGUAUUACUGCAAACUCAUUUGGUGAUUUAUGUACAUACACUGCAAGGAAAAACCAUAUCAACAAUAAAACUUUGGAAAAUAAAGUGUACUUCUGUACUGAAGCAAUGUCUGGAUCAUCUAGUCAGACAUAAUGCCAUGAAGAUCUGUGCUAUCGUGAAAAUUAAAAGUAUUGUCUAAGUUUCACCAUAGCCUGUUCUUAAUGAUACAGUUUCUAACUUGAACAUAAAAUUAGAUCAAUUAACCCUGAACCAAUCAUGCAGGCUUCAACAGAGAUUGUGUAUGUUUAUGUGGCUCGUCAGAGUUAUAGAGGAACUGGAAACAAUGACCCCAGUAUGGAAGUCAAUGAUGUCAUACAUGUGACAGCAGAGUUUCUACACAGUCAGAAUGUAAUCCCAGAGAGUCCAGAUGGAUGGCUUUGUGGAACCAAUAUACGCACUGGCCAGGAAGGCUACUUUCCAGGCUACUUCUUGGUAUUAAAUGGGUCACACACAAGAACGGUGCUCCAACGCCGUCGCCCCCCUCCCCCUCCUGAUGUAACGCACUCCUUCACUGAUAAACAAGGGUACAUGGUUCUUGGACGAGGGACCAUGUCUGGGGAAGAGCCUUCCCCUGCGCUGUAUGGAGGACGGCGUAGCUCGUCUAUGCAGCUGCCGCCAGUGCAGCACCAGGUGCCACCCGUGCAGCACCAGCUGCCGCCCGUGCAGCACCAGUUGCCACCAGUGCAGCAUCAGUUGCCACCAGUGCAGCACCAGCUGCCACCAGUGCUGCACCAACUAACGCCCGUACAGCACCAGCUGUCGCCUGUGCAGCACCAGCUGUCGCCCGUGCAGCACCAGCUGGUCACCGUCUUCUUCAUCACACCCGUCCUCUGCUCUCACUGUCAAGACUACAUCUGGGGAAGCGGGAAGGUGGGCAAGCAGUGUGAAGAGUGCCGAGCGUGCUUCCACAACGUGUGUACAGCCUUCUCCAGCAGCCACCCGUGUGCCCGCCCACACCACACGCUUCCGCCGCCCACACUCACCACUGAUGUUCCGAUCAGCCAAUGGUCUUCUAGUAAUGUGGUGGACUGGAUGGCAACACUCAACUUGGCACCGUACACAGAAUUAUUCAAAGCAAAAGAUAUCAAAGGAAUAGAUCUUCUCACCUUGGACCGUGAUAAACUUGGGAAUAUGGGCAUCAAAGACGAGUUCCACCAAAAAGCUAUCUUGGUAUGCAUUGAUCAACUACAAAAUGAGUGUCGUGAUAUAGACAGUAAACCUUCUUCUGGUAUUGGAGGAGCAGACUGCAGCACUCCGGCAUCUCAUCAUAACCUUCGUAACCACUCCUUCCAUGACCUCCACCGCUGCGACAAGUGUGGAUUAUAUCUCCGAGGUUUUAUUCAUCAAGGACAGUUUUGUCAAGACUGUGGACUGAUCGCUCAUCGCACAUGUGCUGCCACUGGUUUGCCUCCCUGUGUUAAACAAUCGUCCAAGUAUUUUCGUCGCAUAUUACUCUCCUCUGUAUUUGGAUUGAGCUUGUGCACACAGUUCACUCCUGGUGAUAGCCCUGCACCUCUCCUGCUUGUGCGAUGCUGUCAAGAAAUUGUGUUCCGUGCCAAGAGUGAUCCUAACUUGGAUCCGUACCGCCUAUAUCGCACACCACCCCAACAGGAAACUCUAGCUCAGUUGAGACAGGACUGUGAUGAUGACAUGUGCAAUGUUGACCUUAGUGCAUACGAACCCCAUGUUAUUGCGUACCUGAUUAAGAGAUAUCUCCGAGAGCUCCCUGAACCAGUGAUUCCUGAAACUUUUUAUGAUCGCUUUAUUGAAGCUACUCGUAUCCAUAAUGAUGAUCAGUGUGCUAAAUGUAUGGCACAGAUGGUCAAGGAACUUAAUUCUCAUCAUUUUUAUACUUUGCAGUUCUUGAUGAGCCACUUCUUGCAACUAUGUCAACUCCAAGUUGGAAGGGGCAUCUUAGAUCCACCAACUCUACUCAUUCAAUCUCUUUGUCAUGUCCUCCUAAGACCACCAUGGGAAAAAAUUGUGGAACUAGCACGGAACACUGAAGCACACAUGCGGAUUGUAGAGAUGCUUUUGACAAAGGUAGAUUGGGGAGAAAAGGUUCCCACUUUUGCACCAGCUCCAGCUUUACCACCAAGGCCACGUCCAUCCACGACUACAAAUCCUGGGUUUAUGGAGGAAGCUAGCCCACGAUCUCCUGCUACUGCUUCUGGACUUCCUCCUUCAGCAGUUGGUAGUGGCACACUUUCCUAUUACUCAAACAUCCCAGCUAGUGCACCAAAGGCACUUCAAGAAGCUGAAUGGUAUUGGGGUACCAUAUCAAGGGAAGAUGUCAAUGUUCUGAUGAAAGACACUAAAGAUGGAACUUUCUUAGUCAGAGAUGCAUCAACAGGAAAUAAUGAAUACACGCUUACACUGCGCAAGGGAGGUUCAAAUAAAUUAAUAAAAAUAUGUCACCGCAGUGGAAAGUAUGGCUUCACAGAACCAUUCACCUUCAACUCUGUAGUAGAAUUGGUAAACUAUUGCUGCCAACAAAGUCUUAUACAGUUUAAUAAAGCACUAGACAUCAGGUUGCUUCACCCAGUGAGUCGUUUCCAUGGAGAAGAAUCCGAGAGUGCAAGAAUGCGAGUUGAGGACAUUCUGGGUCGUUUGAAUGACCUAAAUAAGCAGUACCUAGCCAAAACUGCUCAAUAUAAUAACAGCUAUGAAAAACAGCAGGCACUAGCUCAAGAUAUUCAGUUGAGUCGACAAGCACUGGAUGGUUAUGCAGAAACGAUGUUAUGGAUUGAUGACCACCUCAAGCUCCAUGAAAAAUUCAAAAUUGAAGCCCAGCCCCAUGAAGUGCACGACUUGUUAACCAACCAACAAGUACUGCUGGGACGACUGGAAAUGGUUAGAGAAGCUCACAGUCAACAAGAAAAUCACUUUUCGGCUCUGAAGAGAGAGAGUUUAAGUGUGGAACGCCAGGCAACAUCUUUCAAAUUGGAAGUCAUGAAAUUAGCAAAACAAAUGGACCAUCUCAAGAAUUUGUUACUCUCACGGGGACUUUCUGCUGAUAUGAUGGAUCAGUGGCUUGACCAGACGGAUCCAUCCCAAACUACACAGCCGUGUCCGGAGCUAAACAACGAGUCUCUAUGGCAUGAUGAUGCUUGCUCAAGAGAAAGAGCUGUUAAUUUGCUACACAACAAACCUGAUGGCACUUUCCUCAUAAGAAUGGCACAAAAUGGAGGAUAUGCUUUGUCAAUUGCGUGCAGCAAAGAAGUGCAACACUGUAGGAUAUAUGAAGGAGGACAUGGGUAUGGAUUUGCAGAACCAUUUUUGAUAUACCCAACACUGCGAGAUUUAGUUCUUCACUACUCCGAGAACUCCCUCCUAAUGCACAAUGACCUGCUCAACACACCUCUUAAAUACCCAGCCCUAAUGAACAGCUAGUGACAGUCAAAAAGUUAGCAAGGAACAUGAAACUUACCUGAUUGGUGGAUAACUUAAACUUGGUUUUACAAACCGAGCUAAAGCUAACCUAGUGAAUCGGUGAUUAGCUAAGGCAAUAGAAGGGCAGUAAUGCAAUUCAGUGAUUGCCUGAUUGCCAGUGAAAAUUGAGUUGUAUAUUUUGAGUGGACCUUUUCUCAGGAAACCAGUGACUGUUGCCAGAAAUGUCAUGGAUAAUGUAUGAUAUGCAUUCUGCAAAAUAUAUGUGAUGGCUUUAAUUUGCAGAACUUGUGUAAAACAUUGGGCAUGGUCUGUUUCACCUCUACACAUGGUGUUUCAUGGCUGAAGGCCAUUUUUGCCCCCCUCUACAGCUUCUACCAGACUUCUUCCAGUGACUAUACAAUGCAGUCAGACAGAUUUAAGUUAUUAUAUUAAGAAAAUAUAUAUGCAAUGUUAGCUGAAUGAAGUCUGGUAGGAGAGAAGUGGAGCAUCAUUUUUUACUCUGUGGUACAAAAUAGUUUCAGGACUAGCAAAGGCAAGUUGUUUCAAAGUGACAAUGUCACAUCCUACAGAGUUUAGUAUUGAGUGAUCAAAGUACGGGUAGUACCCCUUAACAAAGAGGCUACCCAUGCAUAUGUUGUUUUCGUAGUGGCCAAAGACAAUAACCCAUUGCAAAUAUUUUGCUGUCAGUGCUUGAUAAACCCCAUAACCUAUAUUGUUUUUAAAAUAAUUGAUAUUUUAAAGAAUAUUAACAGAUAGGCUACACAGUGUUAAUAUUUGAUACUAUGAAAUGUGCUGUGAAGAAAUGAUUAUUCUUUGUUUCCAAAGAUUGUCAAGAUCUCGUAUUCAGACAAGGAUAUUAGCGUUGGAUAUCAAUGUGUGAUAGAAGUUACCGAGGUUAAGAAAGGUUACUGCAUUCCAGUUAUGACUGAGCAGAAUAUAUCCAGCAUGCCCUUAGCAGGUGACUACAAAUCAGACAUAAAGACUUGCAAGUGUGAUAUAAUAAACAAAACAGACAUAUAAGUGCUGUAGAAGAGAGAACUUGGAACAGAGGGGUAUCCAAGUCUUCUCUAGUCACCAGAAACCCCCCAAGCCACAUGCUGCACCAUGCUUUGAUUCAUCAUAUAAAGCUUCAUCUCAUUUUCAUAAUUUUUAAUCUUGACAUUUUCAUACAUUAUAUUGUUUAUAUGUCAAUUAUAAUAUGCUCUUUUUUUUCUUGCAUAUUGUACUUAUGUAUGUAUGUGUGUAUAUAAUGUGUAUAUAUAUUAAAAUGUCAUAACUAAUAGCCAGAGUUGCCUAACAAGACAAAUUUUCUUCGAUAAUUUUUUUUUUUUUUUUUUUUUUUUUUUUUUUUUUUUUUUUUUUUUUUUUUUUUUUUUUUUUUUUUUUUUUUUUUUUUUUUUUUUUUUUUGAGCCAAACUAAUUUGGCAUCAGGACCUUGCUAAAAUAAUGUGCUGUAUGCGUAUUAUUCCAAAACCCUGCUUAAUAUACAAAAAGAACUUGGCCUAAAAUUAGUAAUUAAUAGUACCAAUUUAAUAUACUGUAUUCAUUUAUUUUAAAUAUAAUUUUGAUAAGAUUCUUCACAAAUCUGUACACACACAUUUAGCAAAACGCAACUGGACUAUUAAGCUUAGUAGUACGGAUCUGGCCAUUAGGUAUGACAUGUAUAUAUAUAUAUGUAUGUAUAUAUAUGUAUGAGUAUAUGGAUCAUUUCUACACCUCAUUAUAUUUAUGAACACUGUCUUCCAUUAAGUAAUAACUGUUUGAUAGGUCAGCCAUGGGUUAAUAUAUAUUUGAACUUGGAUCACUUUCUACUUAAUGAUCUGAUUUGCUGCAGAACUAGUCUCCUUAAUUAAAUUUAAUAAAAACUGCAUAGCUGAAAGUAUCCUAAUUUUUGCCUGUGUGCUUUGUAUUUAUCAUUUCACAGUUGAGACAUGUGUUAUUCAUUUUUCAUAAUCUAGCCACCUCUCCUCAUUAUUACAUGUCCCCUGAACCAUUGUUACAUAUAUAUAUAAAUAUAUAUAUAUUUUAUAUUAUUAAAGGUUAGGCAACAAAUGGUUUAGGACUGCCACUGAAGAGACCUGUCUUAAGCCCGGUGAAUGAAGUUACAGCGGGCAGGUGGUAUGAGGGUUGGUGGCUGCACAAUGUGAUACUGUGGUGUGUGGCUUGGGCAGUUGUGUGCCAAGGCAGGUAGUCAUGACUUGGCCACACAACCACUUCCCCUCCCUGUCGCUUGUCACCUUCCCUCCCAUGCUACACAGGGAAAAGUCAAUAAAGUGCUCUUUGGUCAUAA
Procambarus clarkii (red swamp crayfish) is the source of this 6373-nucleotide messenger RNA. It is a transcript of the gene Pi3K21B, whose product is annotated as phosphatidylinositol 3-kinase regulatory subunit alpha. The record is from RefSeq and is a predicted model, not a curated record. NCBI's taxonomy places the organism in Eukaryota, Metazoa, Arthropoda, Malacostraca, Decapoda, Cambaridae. Gene Ontology annotation, biological process: signal transduction; regulation of GTPase activity. Gene Ontology annotation, molecular function: protein binding; GTPase activator activity.